Molecule: messenger RNA, 2363 nt
Organism: Vigna radiata var. radiata (mung bean)
Lineage: Eukaryota; Viridiplantae; Streptophyta; Magnoliopsida; Fabales; Fabaceae
Product: zinc finger CCCH domain-containing protein 64
Exons: 12
Coding region: 110-1915 (601 amino acids)
Biological process (GO): mRNA splicing, via spliceosome
Cellular component (GO): post-mRNA release spliceosomal complex
Molecular function (GO): RNA lariat debranching enzyme activator activity; metal ion binding
Source: RefSeq, a predicted model, not a curated record
AUGAGUAUAUCCUUCUUGAGAUUGAAUAGAACCAAACUCAGCUCGUGAGUGAAGAGUUACACUGUCAAAUUGAGUGCGUCAACCUUGUUUCUGUUUUGGUGGUUUCAUUAUGGCGCCUAGAAUCCUUCUAUGCGGCGACGUUUUAGGUCGCCUGAGCCAACUCUUCAAGCGCGUCUCUUCAGUGAGCAAAUCUGCAGGUCCAUUCGACGCGCUCUUGUGCGUAGGCCAGUUCUUCCCGGACUCACCGGAGCAACUGGAUGAAUUCACCGCCUACAUUGAAGGAGGAUCACAGAUUCCGCUUCCGACUUACUUCAUCGGAGAUUACGGCGUCGCCGCCCCUAAAUUUCUCUUACAAGCCUCCAAGGACUCCGCCAACCGCGGCUUCAUGAUGGACGGCUUCAAGGUUUGCCACAACUUAUAUUGGUUGAAAGGCAGUGGCAAAUUCCCCCUCUUCGGGUUGUCCGUGGCCUAUUUAUCUGGUAGGAAGUCGGCCAGUGUUCAACAGUUUGGAACUUAUACCGAAGAUGACGUUGAUGCUUUGCGAGCUAUUGCAGAGGAACCAGAAAUUAUUGAUCUAUUCUUGACUAAUGAAUGGCCAAGUGGCGUCACCAAUGGAGCAGCUGUUUCGGACAUUCCUACUGGAGCCUCUGAUCUUGUAGGCAGUGAUUCAACCAUAUCGGAGUUAGUACAGGAGAUCAAGCCACGUUAUCACAUUGCAGGCACAAAAGGUAUAUACUAUGCCCGUGAACCAUAUACCAAUGUUGAUGCUGUGCAUAUCACCCGUUUCAUAGGGCUUGCAUCUGUUGGAAAUAGAAACAAACAGAAAUUUAUUCAUGCAAUCUCCCCCACACCUUCUUCGGCCAUGUCUUCAACUGAGAUUGCUAUGAAAACCACAAAUACCACCUUAUCACCUUACACAUUUGUGGAGAAAAGAACACCUCCUAUGGAUUCCACGAAGAGAUCCAGUGACUCUAUCUCUGAGUCUCAAUAUUGGAGAUAUGAUGUUUCUCAAAAGCGACAAAAACAUGAAACUGGACAAGCUGAUAAGAUGUGUUUCAAAUUUGUCUCUUCUGGAUCUUGUUCACGUGGAGAGAAGUGCCAUUUUCAUCAUGAUACAGAUGCAAGGGAGCAGUGUAAGAGAGGUGUUUGUUUAGAUUUUUUGAUUAAGGGAAAAUGUGAAAGGGGGCCAGACUGCAAUUAUAAGCACAACUUGCUGGAUGAAGGUGACAAGGAUCCUUCUAGGAGGUCCGGAUCGGGCAGCUCAAAAGAAUGUUGGUUUUGCUUGUCAAGCCCAAAUGUGAAGACACAUUUAAUUGUUAGCAUUGGGGAGGAUUAUUACUUGGCACUGGCUAAAGGUCCACUUGUUGAGGACCAUGCACUGAUAAUACCCGUUGAGCAUAGGUUUAAUACCUUAUCUAUGUCUUCUGAAUCUGAAACUGAGCUCUCUAGGUUCCAGAACAGUCUCAAGAGUUACUGCAGAGGCCAAGAAAAGGAAGUGAUAUUUUUUGAGUGGGCCUCCUUGCGUGACACUCAUGCCAAUCUUCAGGCCAUUCCCAUUCCAUCUUCCAAAGCGGUUAUGGUUGAAAAAGUGUUCAAUUUAGCUGCAGAAAAGUUGGGAUUUGAAUUUGUGGCCAAGACAUUUGAUAGCAUUUCUGAUGGAAGGAAGUUUUUGAAGACUCAAAUUGGUGGGGGUUUAAGUUUGUUCUAUGCUCAGGUUCCAGGAGGGAAAAUUCUGCUGCAUCACGUUGAAAAGAACGAGAAAUUUCCUGUCCAAUUCGGCCGUGAGGUCAUGGCUGGGUUGCUCAAUAUGGCAGAUAAUGCAGAUUGGAGGAGUCACAGACAUAGCAAAGAUGAGGAAAUGAAAAUUGUUGAAAAUUUCAAGAGUCGAUUUCAAGAAUAUGAUCCAAACUGCUAAUUGUUCAUGCACUGAAUUCUGAAUUUACUCUGAAGUCAUCAUGGUUAUGGCCAUUCCUUGUUCAGUUAUAUGUCGUGAUUGAUUCAGUACUCAAUGUUAAAUGAAAAGGAGAUUUGUUGGUCAUGAUGGAUGUUAACUGGUAACCUUUUUCUGUCGGCAGCUUCUGUGGCAAAGAAUCACCGAAUGGAGUUUGAUAUUCUAUAACUCCAGCUAUUUGUGCGCGUUAGUCAGCAAGCAGAGGAGCUGCCUGCACGUAAUUGACAGAGUAUUCGUAUUUUUUUUCGGGAGGCAGGGAGAUAGGGAGGCUGAGGGAGACUCGCUUCAACUUUCAGCUAGUCAAUAGUAAGUAUCCUUUUAUUUAAUGUAGGGAUCUAUCGGAUUUGUAUACUCUGUAUUUUCCCAAAGCUCGAUUCUACCUUUUUUUUAUAAUUAAUUCAACUUUCAUAUA